This is a messenger RNA of Alternaria atra, 1071 nucleotides long. RefSeq lists its product as uncharacterized. The transcript has 2 exons. Gene Ontology annotation, cellular component: eukaryotic translation initiation factor 2B complex. The record is from RefSeq and is a predicted model, not a curated record. NCBI's taxonomy places the organism in Eukaryota, Fungi, Ascomycota, Dothideomycetes, Pleosporales, Pleosporaceae. Gene Ontology annotation, biological process: translational initiation. Gene Ontology annotation, molecular function: translation initiation factor activity; guanyl-nucleotide exchange factor activity. Bases 1 to 1071 code for a protein of 356 amino acids.
AUGAGCACCGAAUCAGGAGUCAAAACACAGUCGACCUUUGAUAUAGUAGCGACAUAUCGCCGCAUCCUCAAAGAUGACCCGGAACUCACCAUGCCCGUCGCGGCCAUUGAGGCGCUCGUAGAAGCCAUCGCACAGAGCUCCGUCUCCACCGUCGCCGAGACGCUCGACCUACUCGAACGCCAUACGGCCGCCCUGAAGGCUUCAAUUGCGAACCCAAUCUCUCUUUCCGCCGGCACAGAUCUCUUCCAGCGCUACCUCAUCACAACGCUCAACCGCCCCGCGAGCCUGAACCUGGGCCCAGACGACGACUUCCGCGCGAUACGGAACCACCUACUCUCCAAUGGCAAGCUGUUUGUGGAUCGGGCCAAACAGAGCCGGGAGAAGAUAGCGAGCUUCGGCAAGCACUUCAUCCGCGACGGGGGUACUGUGCUCACAAAUGGUGGAUCGCGAGUAGUGGGUGCGCUCUUGAGAAGGGCAGCCGAGUCAAGCACUCUCCGCUUCAAGGUCAUAUAUGUCCUACCCUCGUCAAGCUCCUCGGACGCGAAAGAGGGCCUUCAGACGGUCGCCGAUCUGCGAGAGCACAACGUUCCAGUAGCCACGAUUCCAGACUCGGCCGUCGCAUACUCACUAGGCAAGGUCGAUAUGGUCAUCGUGGGAGCCGAAGGCGUCGUAGAGAAUGGUGGUAUCAUCUCGCGCAUGGGCACCUACCAGCUGGGUGUACUAGCUAAGAGCAAAGGAAAGCCUUUUUACGUGGUUGCCGAGAGCCACAAGUUUGUCAGGCUCUAUCCCCUCAGCCAGUUCGAUCUGCCUAUUGAGCAAAAGGUGCUAGACUUCAAGGUCGCAGAGGAACACAAGGAAGAACACAAGACCAAGAGCGAUGAAGAGCAACGGAACGUCUUCGACGAAGCCAUUGCAGACAUGACUGCGAAACAAGCGUCGACAGUCGCUCCACUCGACGCUCACGACGCCGUUGACUUUACGCCUCCCGAUCUGAUCUCUGGCAUCAUUACCGAGUCCGGCGUUCUCACCCCGUCUGCCGUCUCAGAGGAGCUGAUCAAGAUAUGGUUUUGA